Molecule: messenger RNA, 3827 nt
Organism: Strongylocentrotus purpuratus (purple sea urchin)
Lineage: Eukaryota; Metazoa; Echinodermata; Echinoidea; Camarodonta; Strongylocentrotidae
Product: estrogen-related receptor gamma
Exons: 9
Coding region: 169-1419 (416 amino acids)
Biological process (GO): regulation of DNA-templated transcription
Molecular function (GO): zinc ion binding; DNA-binding transcription factor activity; sequence-specific DNA binding
Source: RefSeq, a predicted model, not a curated record
UUUUGUAACACUUUCACUAUAAUUUUAGGCUUACCGGUAGCUCAUGAUUCAUUCAUUAGAAAAGGACGACAGUGAGUUUGUGCUACUUUUAAUGGCCUACAUAAGAUAAAUGAAGCAAUCAUUCUCACUUCGUGCGACCUUUCUUGACUGUAAUGGAACGAUGUAGCCAUGGCUUCUUCAGACGAAGGUGACUCAUCCGCACCGCCAACACCAAACUAUGCCCAGCUAUCGGGCUAUUCGUCUCCCGUCCAUACUGCUGUGAAGGCCGAGUACGAUGGUAGCCCCGGCUGCAGCAGUGACAGCGUCUGCUCUCCCGAGCCCAACGGCUCCCUCUUGAACGGCAUCCAGAACGCUCUCCUUGACGAGGCAGCCAAGGCCGACGGGGACCAGGGCGCCAACCCUAGACUGUGUGCCGUAUGCUCGGACCUGGCGUCCGGGUACCACUAUGGCAUCGCGUCCUGCGAGGCUUGUAAGGCCUUCUUCAAGAGAACAAUUCAAGGUAACCUGAAUUACCAGUGCCAUUCAACGAGCGAAUGCGAGGUGAACAAGAAGAGACGUAAAGCAUGCCCGGCGUGUCGCUUUCAGAAAUGUAUCAACAUGGGUAUGAUGAUUGAUGGAGUAAGACCUGACAGGGUGCGAGGAGGCAGACAAAAGUACAGGCGGAGGCCGGAAGAAACAGACUUUGCCCCCUCUUCUUCAGCAAGAAGAGCAAAGCACCGGAGAGCCGCCGAACUGACCAAGCACCUUCUGAAGAUAGAGCCACCGGUCAGUACCCUCGGUCCGAUUGACCCAAGCCUCAAGGACAAGGACCCGGCCUUCCAGGCCAUGAAGAUCAUCACUGACCUCGGGGACAGGGCCCUGGUCAAUGUGGUCCAGUGGGCCAAACAAGUACCAGGUUUCACUGAGUUAUCACUUGGGGACAGGAGGAUACUACUCCAAGAUGGUUGGAUGGAGAUCCUGCUGUGGCAGGUCAUCUUCAGGUCAAUCCCUCUCUGCGAGCCUGACAGAAUAGCUUUCACAAAGGGUCUAAGUAUGGAUGAAGAGCAGGCAGCAAGAAGCGGUCUGGGCUCGCUGGUAGCAAAGGCGUUACAUCUCACAAGAAAACUCAGGGACAUUGGCAUUGACAAGGAAGAGUACGCUCUGCUCAAAUGCAUCAUACUAUGUAAUGUUGAAUUAUCAAGAGUGGAGGAGAACACUCACCUUGGGGAACUCCAGAACAACCUGUACGAUGCCUUGCACCAUCACAUCAUGAAGGACUACCCCGGAGACAGCCGCAGGGUCUGCCAUCUUCUGUCCACCCUCCCGACGCUCCGCCAGCUCUCCUCCGAAUCGGUGGACCACGUCUCCCGCAACUCGGCGGAGAAGAGCAUCCCCAUCCAGCAACUCUUCAGGGAGAUGCUGGAAUCCAAGUGCGAUUAAGACUUUGGUUGAGCAAUGGCAACGUGAGGUUGCUUCAAAGCCGAGUUUGAUGUGAACCUAAAGAGUCCACAAUGAUGAGACUUUCUUGAGCCUUAAUAGUUAUUACUGUUAACAGGCUUCGAAGUGGAACUAACAUGGUGAAAAGGGCUCCUUGUGUGAUAAAGACUUUGUGGAGCGAUGGCAACGGUAACUUGCUUCAUAGGGGAGUAAAUGAUGUGCAGAGGGAGUCCAAGCGUGACUAAGGUUGCUUCAAGAACUUGAAUGAUGCUUGAAUCGAAGUAUGAUUAAGAAUUUUGUUAAGCAACACCCACGUGAGGUUGCUUGAAAGGGAAGCUAAGCAUGUAUGGAUGGAGUCCAUCUGUACAUAGACUGUUAUUGAACAACAGCAGGCUACAAGUAUAAAGAAGCUUCAGAGAUGCCACUUUGAGAUUAUUGUCAAAUUUCAGGCCCUGACACCUCUCCAUAAAUACAGGCUUCUCUUCAGGCUCUAUACUGUCGAGUAUGUAUGGGAUUCCAACAUGUCUGGGUCUUUAUUCAGGCCCAUCGGGUAAAAUCAACCGAUAUCACUCCUUUAGGAUCUAUCAAGCUAUGUAAAGUUUGUGUAGCAGUAUUCUGCAAGACAAAAGCCCAACUUCUUAGCACACCUCUUCCAGAUACAAUGUAUCUGUUUGAAGGUGAGAAAUUAUAGUAUUCUGUAAGAAAAUGAGUAAGAUUUAAGAUUCCCACCUUCAGAGGUAUCUAUGCCCCUCUACUCUACCAAUGAAUAAAGUUUGUGUAUGAAAUAUGAGAUAUUCUGAUUUUGAUACAUUUCAAACUUGCAUUUAAGUUAUGCUUGCUUAAAAAUUGAAUAUCUUUAUCAAAGUUGGUUAAAUGAAAAAAUCUUCAUAAAGAAAUGGACUAUCGUUGAAACCCCCGUCGGGCUGUGUUCCUUCAUGUUGUACCAGAGGGAGCUAUUUUGCUGGAAACUGGUCCUUCGGAUGUGAGCAGUAGAAGAACUAACUUCAUUGAGAAGGCACGUAAGAGAUUGCUGUUACAGUUGUUACUUGUGUUGUUUGCAUGGAUGGAGGCAUCGAGUUCCGACUUCUGGCGUUCGAUCAAUGAAGAGAGAUACAUCCAUACUGAGAAGUUUAGAGCCAUUUGCAGUGACUGCCAGGAAGACGCCCAAGAUCACUUGCCUUUUAUGUGUCUCAAGGGUGAACAGAGCCAUGUGGAGUUGCAUUUGAUUGGAAGCAAAAGGAUAUGAAUGACUGUGCCAUUGGCACAUCACUGUAAAUUGGGUCGGUGUUGAAAGAAGAAAUAUAUUAUUUUUAUUCUUACUUUACAAUUACGAUUACGAUCUAUAUCAGAAAAUAUAAUUAUCAGUGCAAAAGCGGUAUGUGAAUGUGUGUGAUGGUUGUGGAGGAAUUAUAAUUCUUUAAUAAUAUUGCUACUAUUUAGAUAUUUUGUUUCAAUUUUUGAAUAUUAUGUUUUUAUUUUUAAUAUUUGCAAAUUUUAGAUUCAUGGAGAUGGUAGAAACUUAGAGUCAACUGAAACAAAACAAUAUAACUUUAAAACUGUUGAAAUAAGACAUUCAUGUAACUGCCAUUGUGGGGGGGGGGGGUGGGGUGGGGUGGGGUGGUGAUUGUGGUAGGAGAAGGUGUCCUACAAGAAUAUUUACAUUUUGAAGAGCAAUAAUACUAGGUAGUGCGAUGGUAAAAUAUUUGAUCGUAAUGUUUAGACACUAAACAAGAUAAUAAAUCAAAAAUUUAAUUGAUAUCUGUAUAUUUUGAUGACAUCACUAUAAAAAAAAGUAAAUUCUGAUAUGCAUAGAAUAUAUAAUAUUUUGUAAAGAAAAAAAAUGUUAAAAAGAGACAGUACUAGAUCAAUCAGAGAUCCAUGUCCUGGAGAUUAAAUAAUAUUGAUAAUUUCAUUGAUAGGAAAGUUAAAAACAACAAAAUAAUGCACUAUUAGACCAUUUCAUACUGUUUCUUUUCAGUUUGGUCUGCAAUACGUAUGCAGCGACAUAGCUUUAUGUAGAAAAGGUUUUCAGAAAAAUAUCAAGAGCUACUUAGGUGCAGAUCAUCUAAAAAUUUCUUUUUAGAAAUAGUUGCAUGUAUGCUGUUCUCAGAAUGCUAGUAGCAUGUGUACAGUCAAACCUGUCUUGGUGGCCACCUCUGUCUAUAGUGGUCAUGCAUAUUUUUCUCCCUCAAAAGAGAAAUGUGUUGUAGAACCUGUCUAUAAAGGCCGCCUCUCUGCAGUGGCCACUUUUUCUGUUUCCUUGGAUGGCCUUCAAUAAUAGGCAAGUUUGACUGUAAUUGACUUUAUAUAGAUAGAAAGAACAAAAGCUAUCUUGUCAAUGGACAUUUUUUAUUUAUGCCCCUUUCCUGGAAUUCAUAUCUGAAACAGAUAUAUACGUAUCUUGCCAAUUU